UCCUAGACUGCUGCAGAAAACGUUUUGGUGUGACGCAAACCAGAAGCUGAAAGGGAUUAGGGGGCGGGACCAAUAAUAAUUGUAAAUGUGUGACUCGAAGACAGUUUUCUAAAUGUAAACACAGCCUAAUAAAACGGGUUGCAGAUCUUCUGUUUUACUUAUUCUCAGCUGUUUUACAGCGGGGAUGCUUAAUCAACAAAGGUCUUUAUCUGAACUCCCAAAGAUGUCGGGUGCAAGCCAAGCUGAGAGAGCUGUUUUGGAGGAGGAGUUUAACUGGUUGCUGAAGGAGGAGGUCCAUGCCGUUCUGAAGCAGCUCCAGGAUAUUCUCAAGGAGGCCUCCAGACGGUUCUCCAUGCCCAGCCCUGGUCUGGAGAGUCAACUGAAGCAGGAGAACUUCAUCCUAGGCAGCUCAACCAUGGACCAAGUGAAGGGAGUGCUGACACUACAGGGAGAAGCCCUCACUCAAGCUGACAUAAACCUAAAAUCUGCUAAAAGCAACCAAGUAAUGCAUUUCACUUUCAGGGAAGAAAAACAGUGGAAAUUGCAACAGAUCCAGGAUGCUAGAAACCACGUAAACCAGGCCCUGCAGCUGCUGAGCAGUAGAGACGACAGCUACCAUUUUAAGACCGGGGCUGAGGUUAACAAGCUGAUGGAUGCGGUGAUGCUCCAGCUGACGAGGGCUCGUAACCGCCUCACCACUCCCGCAUCCAUGACCCUGCCGGAGCUGGCCACCAGCAGCCUCAUGAAAAUGUUCUCUCCCCCGAUGCCAGGGGACGUGAUGGUGAACUUCUACAUCAACCUGAGUAAGCUGUGUCUGACCGUCUACCACAUCCACGCCAUGCAGCCAAACACAACAAAGAACUUCAGGCCAUCUGGCAGUUCAGUUUUACACAACCCCGGAGCGAUGUUUGAGCUGAACAACGCCAAGUUUGAAGUGAGCCAUGUCCAGAAGGUGGAGUGUGUGGUUCCCUGGCUGAACGACACCCUGGUUUUCUUCACCAUUUCACUGCAGCUCUGCCAGCAGCUCAAGGACAAGAUUGCAGUCUUCUCUAGCUUCUGGAACUACCGGCCUUUCUAAGCACCUGCAGCUGUCUAAAAUAAGACUUUGAAAUGGCCUUCUUUCUCCAUCCAUCCAAUCAACCAACCAGUGCAGAUACAAGGGAUGUGUUGACCAUUGAUUAAUUUAAUUAAGGCACUUAAAAAGAAAACUAAUAUUAUUUUCAUUGAAUUAAUUGUGAAGACUUGAAGUGUUGUUUGUAUAAUUUACAGAAUAGCCGGAUCACCAUCUAUGUACAUUACCAGUGUUUCAUGUCCCAGGUUUCAGGGACCAUUAAAUGUUAUUGCUGCUUUAACCCCCUACUAAAUCUUACCUCUGGACAGGGUCUGGGUUAAUUCCAAGUCAGUAGUAGUGUAUUGAAAUGUAUUUUAUUUUCAGUAUUACACUCCCUGAAUGUAAAUGGAAUUGACCCUUCAUAGCCUUGAGGUCUGUACCCAUCUGUUAAGAUCUGAGAAGGAUUCAAUGCCAAAGAAUAGGUUAGAGGACACAUUCCUAUAUGGCCCAUCUUUGAGUCUCUGAGGGCAGGGACAUCGUCAUUUCAGGCAUAUUCCAGUUUAAUGUAGUCAAGUGGGUGGGAUAUAUAACUUCAUCCUUUCUGAUCUGACGGUUGGACAUGACUCAGACUGGGUCAUCAGGCAGAAUCAAUCAAAGUCCCACCCAGUUUAAGCAGUUAGGGUUAAGUUGAUUAUUAAAAUGGAGGAUGCCAUCAAAAGUGAUUUAGAUGCAAAGAUUUUAAGAACUACUGCCCUCUGACCAACUCUGUGGAGUAAGCAAUAUGGCAAAGCUUCUUCCUAGCCUAUCGGGUGAAAGCAGUAUGGCAGUAGGUCCUACCUUGCACUCCGAUAGGCGAAGUGGAUGUUUCAUGAUAUUGUCUACA
This is a messenger RNA of Esox lucius (northern pike), 1934 nucleotides long. It is a transcript of the gene rogdi, whose product is annotated as rogdi atypical leucine zipper. The record is from RefSeq and is a predicted model, not a curated record. Gene Ontology annotation, cellular component: RAVE complex. The transcript has 11 exons. Bases 185 to 1078 code for a protein of 297 amino acids. Lineage: Eukaryota; Metazoa; Chordata; Actinopteri; Esociformes; Esocidae.